This is a messenger RNA of Rosa chinensis, 939 nucleotides long. RefSeq lists its product as uncharacterized. The record is from RefSeq and is a predicted model, not a curated record. The transcript is spliced from 5 exons. Lineage: Eukaryota; Viridiplantae; Streptophyta; Magnoliopsida; Rosales; Rosaceae. Bases 1 to 939 code for a protein of 312 amino acids.
AUGUUGCCGGACAAUAAUGGAAACUUGGGACAAUAUUCCGGAGUGGCAAUAUGGGGAAGUAGUCCAUCAAUUGAUGCUCUCAGGAAACAUGUCUAUAUUGCCACUGGGAACACGUAUUCGGUCCCCGAAAAUGUAAGUCAAUGUCAAGAAAAUCAGAACAGUUCAACGGUACCUACUCAUCCAGAUGCCUGUGUAGAGCCUGACAACCAUGGUAAUUCAAUCCUGGCACUUGAUUUGGACACUGGUAAUGUCAAAUGCUUACCUCCUGGACCUAAUGUGGAUGCUGAUUUUGGGGAAGCACCUAUGAUGCUUAGUGCACAAGUCAAUGGGAGCAAGCUAGAUUUAGUUGUUGCCGUUCAGAAAAGCGGGUUUGCAUGGGCUCUAGAUCGGAAUAAUGGCAGCCUUGUGUGGUCUACGCAAGCUGGGCCUAGUGGCAUUGGUGGAGGAGGAAUUUGGGGAGCAGCUACUGAUGCGAAAAGGGUAUACACCAACAUUGGUAAUUCUGGUGCCAAAAAUUUCACUCUCAAGCCAUCGAACAAGGUAACGACUUCGGGUGGAUGGGUGGCAAUGGACUCUGGCAGUGGCGAGAUUCUAUGGUCAACAGCGAAUCCCAGCAAUGCAACUUCUUAUGGACCAUGGCCUUCUGCAGAGAAAUACAAGCCUAGCACUCAAGAUUGGCCGAACCAUGGAGGAGACUUGUAUAACAGAAGAUAUGCUAACACGGAGAAGAAGAUAAGCCCUGCAACAGUUUCCAAUCUCAGUGUGAAGUGGAAAUUCUCCGUGGGAGGUGACAUAACUGUAACACCAACCAUUUCUGAUGGCAUUCUCUACUUCCCUAGCUGGAAUGGAUAUCUCUAUGCCGUUAAAGAAUCUGAUGGAUCCCUUGUCUGGAAGAAGAAUGUGCAGAAUGACAAGAUCAACCCCAACAAUCGCCGGUGA